Messenger RNA from Onthophagus taurus, 2502 nucleotides. RefSeq names its product transcription factor SPT20 homolog. Gene Ontology annotation, cellular component: extracellular region. The record is from RefSeq and is a predicted model, not a curated record. NCBI's taxonomy places the organism in Eukaryota, Metazoa, Arthropoda, Insecta, Coleoptera, Scarabaeidae. Gene Ontology annotation, molecular function: chitin binding.
UAACAUUAAUUUUGUGGGAAAAGAAAUAAUUUGUAUGUCUAAAUUAAGUCAAAAUAAGAUUUACAUCUUUACACAUUCAUAAAAAUUAUGUAUUAAGUAGUAGGAGUAAAAUACCAAAUGGUAGUUGGUGGCUUUCAACAUGGUACUACUUCUUCCGGACGGUGGCUUGAUGUGGCUUCAGUGUACCAACGACCAGAGAAGUAAAACCAACACCAACGAGAAAACUAUGUCGUACCAGUUGUAAUAAAACUCGUCUGUAACAUGAGACCCGAUUAAAAACGUAACGAAUCGAGUAACUAGUUGAAGUGAGUGAUUCAUUUAGUGCGUUAUUGAGUUCAAAAUGUGGACUAAAACGAACCGAUCGUGUUACACUGACUUAUUUAAUAUGUUAACCUUGUGUGUAAUUUUAUUAGGUUUAUUUCAACAAAUCUCGUGUAUAACAACAAUUCAUCAUGAUAAGCCUCACGAUGCCAACGUAGCUCCAAUGGCUAAAGCCAUGAAAAGCCUACAAUUAAAAGAAACAUUUAACAUUACCCUUCCAGCUGGAGAAAGACAAAAAAGAUUAUUACCCUACAUGAAUUAUUACCUACAACAAAGUUUUAAUCAAAAUAAUCAUCAAAAAUCCCCUCAAAAAUAUCGAGUUGCCUUCCCAAAGAUUCACCAACAACAACCUACAUCCCAAUAUUCACAAAAUUCUCAAAAUAAUCCAUUCACGGAAUCUAACGCUUUACCAGGUCCUUUUAUCCCUAUGAACUUGAAUCAACGUCAGCCGAACUAUGCAGAUAUAUACGAUACACUAUCCCGUUUGAAAUUCCGUCAGGAAAAUCGACAAAGGAACCAACAACAACAAUCUCAGCGGUCGCAACAGGACAAUAUCGAAUACGACAGGCAACCGUUAAUUAGGUACCUGGUACCUGCAGUACAAGAAACACAGAAGACACAAGCUUCGAAACCGAUAGUUCAAACGUACAGCAACGUCGCGACGCCUCAAUACGCGACGGACGUCAAAGAGCAAGUUGCGUAUUCAGGAAGGCCCAUUGAAUUUCCUCGAGAGGAGCUGCAAAACGUUGCCCAAAAAGUCCCAAUUAGACAGGGAAAGCCGAUCAUCAUAAUAGGUCAGAGGGCCCCGCAGUACAAAGACUUGGAAAAGCAAAGGACGUUUGAGGAGCAAUUGAGGAUCUACGAGGACCAACAGAGGAUUUAUUAUCAACAGCAGCGCAUCGCCGAAGACGAACAGAAAAAAUAUCAAAACCAACCCAAUUAUCAAUAUUUAGCGAUUCAAGAUACGCAACAAGAAAACUAUUCGCCGCAAAUCGUAAUUCAAAAAAUUCCUGAAACUAACCAACAAUAUCAACUUUAUAAUCCAGAAUAUAAAACGAUUAUUGAUCCACCAACUGAUGAUGUUUCGUAUAAUACAGUUUAUAACAAUCCUAAGUUAACAAAUCAACAACAUCAAGAGUAUCAACAAAAUCAAGAAUUACAAAGAAAUCAAGAAUUACAACGAAUACAAGAAUUACAAAGAAAUCAAGAAUUACAAAGGAAUCAAGAAUUACUAAGAAAUCAAGAAUUACAAAGAAAUCAAGAGCUUCACAAUCUCCAACAAGUUCAACAACCACCACCACAAAAAAAUUAUGAACCGCAGCAAAUUCAACAACCCAUUCACUCACCUCAAACAAGUCAACCAAAUUUAGGUUACAUUUUGCGAAAAUUACAAGAAGUAAAUGCUUUACCCCAAAAUUUAACACCCGAAAAUAUCGAUAACAGUAUAAAGACGUUAAUUAAGAUUUUAAAUGCGUUGAGAAAACACCAAAGGCUCUCGAAGAAACCAAUUGUCGUUCCGGAUUUGCCCGAAAACGAUGACAAUCAGGUGGUUGAAAAAGUACCUGGAACGAUCGUGCAAAACUUCCCCGAUAAUACGCCGGAAGGCGGGACACCCGGAACUCCCGGAGUUGAUUACCCCGCUCUAAGCAGCAUCCCGCAAACGAGAUUUAAUUGCAAAACGCAACGGUACAAAGGUUUUUUUGGAGAUCCGGAUACAAAUUGUCAGGUUUGGCAUUAUUGCGAUUUUAAUGGUGGGCAAGCAUCAUUUCUGUGUCCAAAUGGAACCAUUUUCAGUCAAGUCGCUUUAACUUGCGAUUGGUGGUAUAACGUUAAAUGUGCUACAACACCACAAUUGUAUGUUUUAAACGAAAGACUAUACAAGUAUAUUUUACCGUUUUCUCCGAAAUUUCCUGAAGAUUACAGUGGACCUUUAGUUGAUAGAUAUUUAGCUUUGAAAUUCCAAGAAAUGGAAGAAAAAAUGAAAAAAGAACGCAAAAAAAAUAAAGAACGCAUGGAUAAGGAAAAUGGAGAUGCCACAACAGAAAAAAUCGAAAUAGACGAUGCGGAACAGCUUAGACUCAAAAACCAAGAACAAGAUAUGCGAUUAAAAGAAGAAGAAAGUAAAGAACAAGAAAUGGUAGAUUAUGAAAAAUAAUGUUUUAAUAAAAUAAUUAGUGUGAG